GAAGUAAGCAUGGUCUCCCCGUCAGUUCUUCCCAAGGUGGUCGAUGAUGCCGUCGAGGGCACUCCUCGCCGGGCCAAAUGGUGGUACGUGACGUUCCACAACGUGACCGCCAUGGUGGGCGCCGGCGUGCUCAGCUUGCCGUACGCCAUGGCUCACCUAGGAUGGGGACCAGGGACGGCGGCGCUGGCGGCGUCGUGGGGGAUGACGCUGUACACGCUGCGGCUGCUGAUCGAGCUGCACGAGUGCGUGCCGGGCGUGCGGUUCGACCGGUACCGUGACCUCGGCGCGCACGCGCUGGGCCCGCGCCUGGGGCCCUGGCUCGUCGUGCCGCAGCAGCUCAUCGUGCAGCUCGGCUGCGACGUGGUGUACAUGGUCAUCGGCGGCGAGUGCCUCCAGAAGUUCGCCGAGUCGGCGUGCCCGUCGUGCGCGCCGCUGCACCAGUCGUACUGGAUCUGCAUCUUCGGCUCCUCCCAGUUCCUCCUCUCCCAGCUCCCCAGCCUCGACUCCAUCACCGCCGUCUCCCUCGCCGCCGCUGUCAUGUCUCUCAGCUACUCGACGAUAUCGUGGGCGGCGUGCGUGGCGAGGGGGCCGGCGGGCGGGGUGAGCUACGCGUACAAGGAGGGGACGGCGGCGGACUCGGUGUUCCGGGUGUGCAGCGCGCUGGGCCAGGUGGCGUUCGCGUACGCGGGGCACGGCGUGGUGCUGGAGAUCCAGGCCACGGUCCCGUCCAGGCCGACCAAGCCGUCGAGGGGCCCCAUGUGGAAGGGCACCGUCGUGGCUUACCUCGUCACCGCGCUCUGCUACUUCCCCGUCGCGCUCGCCGGCUACUGGGCGUUCGGCCGCGACGUCUCCGACAACGUGCUCGUCGCGCUGCGGCGCCCGCCCUGGCUCGUCGCCGCCGCCAACAUGAUGGUCGUCGUCCACGUCCUCGGCAGCUACCAGGUGUACGCCAUGCCCAUCUUCGAGACCCUCGAGACGAUCCUGGUCACGAGGCUCAGGGCUCCCCCGGGCGCGCUCCUCCGUCUCGUCGCCCGAUCCGCCUACGUCGCGUUCACGCUGUUUGUCGCGGUGACGUUCCCGUUCUUCGGCGACCUGCUCGGCUUCUUCGGGGGCUUCGGGUUCACUCCGACGUCCUACUUCCUCCCCUGCAUUCUGUGGCUGAAGAUCAAGAAGCCUCCGAGAUUCAGCGCGUCGUGGUUUGCCAACUGGGGCUGCAUCGUCGUUGGAGUGCUGCUGAUGGUCGCUUCCACCAUCGGUGGGAUACGAAGCAUCAUCCAGGAUGCCUCGACGUUCCAAUUCUACUCGUGAUGGGUGGUGAUGAUGUAUCCGUACUGACGUACAUACAGGAUCAGAAUGUUCACCCAAGAAACCAGAGGCCUCAAGACCAGUUGCAAACGACGGCAUCUUUAUUGAACUUCAUCGAAGAUCGUUGUCCUCACGAUGUGUAAUGGCAUACCAAUUGCAAUCCACACAGUACACCAGAUUUAAUACUUUCACAACCGGAUUUAAUACGUAGUAGAUCUAAUACUUUCACACGGUUUCACGAACCUAGGCACCUAGCCACUGAAUAACAUUAUUUCACACGAACUCAUCAAAUCAUAAAACCAAUCUGAGUGGAGGUUCUAUGGAGGGUCUCAAAAGAUGGUGGUGUGACACAUAAUUGAUGAUUGGAUAAAUGAUUUGAGUUUCAUGAGGAUGAAAUAGGGUGUACACAGUUAUCUAGAUUGUGAAACUGGAUUGAAACUUUUACCAAGAGCAAUUCGUUGCAUCAUCACAUAUUUUGAUGCAAAAUUUAAGUGAUAUGUUAGCAUAUGAAAGUGUGAAAUAAAAUUUUGC
Molecule: messenger RNA, 1836 nt
Organism: Oryza brachyantha (malo sina)
Lineage: Eukaryota; Viridiplantae; Streptophyta; Magnoliopsida; Poales; Poaceae
Product: lysine histidine transporter-like 6
Exons: 7
Coding region: 10-1308 (432 amino acids)
Cellular component (GO): plasma membrane
Source: RefSeq, a predicted model, not a curated record